This is a messenger RNA of Condylura cristata (star-nosed mole), 3683 nucleotides long. RefSeq names its product zinc finger protein 217 (gene ZNF217). Gene Ontology annotation, cellular component: nucleus. The transcript has 7 exons. The record is from RefSeq and is a predicted model, not a curated record. Gene Ontology annotation, biological process: regulation of DNA-templated transcription. The coding region runs from base 590 to 3355 and encodes 921 amino acids. Lineage: Eukaryota; Metazoa; Chordata; Mammalia; Eulipotyphla; Talpidae. Gene Ontology annotation, molecular function: RNA polymerase II cis-regulatory region sequence-specific DNA binding; DNA-binding transcription factor activity, RNA polymerase II-specific.
CUCCUCUCCAGCAUUUUCUCCAAAUCCUGUAAAUGCUGGAGGGCAAGGUUUGCGAGGACGCACCUUCAGGCUGGAGGUACGGGCUCCUCAGCCCACUUACCCGCUGCACUCUCUCACCUGUGACUCUCCCUCACGCCUCCCAGGCCACCCUUGACCUUCAGCCCGAAGAUGCCGGCGGAGCCCUGAAAGGCAGGCCGACUCCCAGCGCCUCCCCGGAUCCCGCAGACCCAGGUUUUGGAGAUCCCUUAUCUCCCGGGUGCUGGGAUCGACUUCUCGCUCAGCUGAACUGCUCCCUCGAUGGGGACAAGGAGAGAGGUGCUCUGGGCUGACUCCUGAAUCGGAGCGUCGGACAUCUGCCCGCCUUGUUAGCGGAAACAGCUGGUGACGCCUCUGCUUCCUGAGACUUCGGAGACCAGAAGUUAGAGGAAUACACACUUUCUCUGGAACUUGGAGGAUAAAUAUUUGCUCCAGUUUUGAAGCCUGGGGCUGCUGGAGGUGUGAGUGACGAGUCUUGCAAGUGUCCUUACUCCAACUCAGAAAUUGCUGCCCGGGUUCAUAGCUUCCCCUGCGACCCCAGAGGGACAGGAAAAUGCCCACCCAGUCCCUCUUGGUGUACAUGGAUGGGCCGGAAGUCAUCGGCGAUGCGCUGGGCCCCCAGAUGGAGCUGGAUGAUGCCGUGUCCAUGAAAGGGACUCCCUCGGUCCCUUUCAGGGCGACGCAGGACAAGGGCACGGCCCAGGUGGAGGGGCCCCUGCCCCUCGACUGCAUGUUCUGCAGCCAGGUCUUCGCGCACGCCGACGACCUCAACAAGCACGUCCUGGCGCAGCACCGGCCCACCCUCUGCGAGCCCGCCGUCCUGCGCGUGGAGGCCGAGUACCGCAGCCCUCUCGACAAAAGCCAGGGCCGGGCGGACCCUCCCAAGGACAAACCUGGCAAGGAAAAUGAAGAACUGAGCUGCGAGGUGUGCGGGCAGACCUUCCGGGUGGCCUUCGAGGUGGAGAUCCACAUGAAGAAGCACAAGGACUCCUUCACCUACGGGUGCGCCGUGUGCGGGCGCAGGUUCAAGGAGCCCUGGUUUCUGAAAAACCACAUGCGGACACACACGGGCAAGGCGGGGGCCAAGGGCAAGCUGCAGGCCGGCCUGGAGAGCCCGGCCACCAUCAACGAGGUGGUGCAGGGCCAGGCCCCCGAGAGCGUCGCCUCUCCUUACAAAAUCUGCAUGGUUUGUGGCUUCCUUUUUCCAAAUAAAGAAAGUCUGAUUGAUCACAGGAAGAUGCACACCAAAGACAGGGCUUCCGGCCCAGGCCCCCAGGCCGGCCCGCGGCAAGAGGGCGCGCGGGCCCCGGGGGAGGAGUUCCUGCAGUUUCUCAGCCUCAGGCCCACCUCGCACCCCGAGACCGGCCGGCAGCCGGCCAAAUGGAUACCUCAGCUCGACCCCUUCACCACCUACCAGGCCUGGCAGCUGGCCACCAAGGGCAAGGUGGCCGUGUGCCGGGAGGUGAAGGAGCAGCCCGGGCAGGAGGGCAGCACCGACAACGACGACUCGUGCUCCGAGAAGGAGGAGCUGGGCGACAUCUGGGGCGCCGGCAAGGGCCAGGCCGAAGGCUCCCCCGACCCCUCCGCCGCCCUGGACGAUGGCGCAGCCGUGGACCGAGAAGGCGGCUCCGAAGACGGGUCUGAGGACGGCCUGCAGGAGGGGCUCCCUCUGGAUAAAAAUGAUGAUGGAGGAAAAAUAAAGCAUCUCCCGUCCUCGAGGGAAUGCAGUUACUGUGGGAAGUUUUUCCGUUCCAAUUAUUACCUCAAUAUUCAUCUCAGAACACACACAGGGGAAAAGCCGUACAAAUGUGAAUUCUGCGACUACGCUGCGGCCCAGAAGACCUCCCUGCGCUACCACUUGGAGAGACACCACAAGGACAAGCAGGGGGACGCGGCGGCGGAGGGCAGGGCCGACGGGAAGCCGCCCGAGCUGGAGGACGCACUGCUCGCCAGCGACGCCGCGCAGACCAAAACUUUGAAGAGAUUCUUUGAUGGUGCCAAAGAUGCCAAAGGCAGCCCGCCUGCGAAGCAGCUGAAGGGGGCGGCCCCCGCCCCCCAGCGCGCCCUGGGCGGUGCCGCCCCGUCCCCCGCCCACAGGGACCCUCAGGACUUCAGCAGAGGCCUCGCCGAGGACGGCGCCGAGGCAGUGAGCAAGGGCCCCGCGCCCACCUACCUGGACCUGUUGAAAAAGAGACCCGCGGCGGAGCCUCUGGCCGCGCGCCCCCCCUGCGCCCCACACCCCGAUGGCUCGGCCCUGAAGGUGGGCGAGGCGCUCCCCAAGGACAGGAGGGGGGAGCGGCCCCCCGACAGCCAGGAGAAGCCCUUGAACUUGUCGCUGGGGCCGCUGCAUGGCUGCCCGGCCAUCUCUCUGAGCAAAAGCCUGAUCCCCAGCACCACCUGCCCGUUCUGUACCUUCAAGACCUUCUACCCCGAAGUUCUGAUGAUGCACCAGAGACUCGAGCAUAAGUACAACCCCGACAUCCACAAGGGCUGCAGGAGCAAGUCCUGGCUGCGCAGCCGGCGCACGGGGUGCCCGCCCGCGCUGCUGGGCAAGGACGUGCCCCCGCUGGCCGCCUUCCACCGGCCCCGACCCAGGGCGGCGCCCCCCACUAAGCCCCCCGCGGCCGACAAAGCCAAGCCCAGCGCCCCCACGCCCGGCCGUGCCGCACCCCUCGCGGGGGCCGACCCCAGCACUUUAGCGCCCAGCAACCUGAAGUCUCACCGGCCCCCGCCUGGCCUGGGGGCGCAGGGGGUGUUCCCCAAAGCCAGCCAUGCCCCUGGCCCGGAGAAGGUGCGGCGGCCAGACGUCCGGCCCAAGCCCCCAGUGCCCGGCGGUGGCCACCCCAAUGGCCUGGCUGACGGCACUCCCCCGAGCGAGGGGCCCUGGGUGCCCCCCGCCAGAGACUUCUUCUGUGCUGAGCCGCUGCCCAAGCGCCCCAAGACUGGUGCCCCCGACGGGGACCCGCCUGCACCCCCCGCCCGCAAGAGCUUCGACCACCUCCCCAAGUACCAUGUGGUCCGAGGGAUCACCUCGCUGCUGCCUCAGGAAUGUGUGUGCCCCCCGCCCGUGGCACUGCCCCCCAAGCCCCGCUUCUUGGGCUCGGCCUCCCCCGAGCCCCCCGCCGUGCUGACCCCACAGAAGCCCUACGCAGCCUCCGGGGCGCUCUUCACCUCUAAACAUGCGUUUGUGCUUUCUUUCCUUGCACCAGGAAAAAGGCCUGCGUCAUACCAACACUUACCUAGCAGCGUGCUGCAGAAGAGAAACUACGAGAAUUUUAUUGGGAACGCACCUUAUCGACCAAAUGACAAGAAAACUUGAUUUCCUGUUGGGGGAAAGAGAGGUCCUGCGAAGCAAGUGUGUACUCCAAGAAGUUAGAUUGGCUCCUCCCUCGGGACGCGGACGGUGAAAGCUACUGAAAUAAGCUGUGAUUGUGCUGUACAUACGACGUGCCAGGAACACACUACGGUUUUGUAAAGUUGUUCUGUUGACUUUUGUACCAAAUAGCAAUAAAAACUAUAGCUGGAACAGUUGGGUUGUACACAAAUGGAGACCGGAAAUCUCUAUUUUGCCCCUGAAUAAUAUUUUUUUUAGAAUCGACCAAAUAAGUGGAGUUCUUUUGCAUACUUGAGCGCUGCUGAAGAGAAAC